AUGGCGCCCUACCUCGGAACCCCCCCAGACCCCGCCCCCACCGGCCACGAAGCCUUCCUCCACGCCCCCGCCUUCCAGACCUUCACCCACCCCCCGCGCCUCCUCAUCAUCGGCGCCGGCAGCCGCGGCACCGCCUACGCCACCGCCGCCGUGCAGCACACCAACGCCACCAUCGGCGGCGUAUGCGAGCCCAUCUCCUCCAAGCGCGCCGCCUUCAGCGCGAAAUUCCUCCAGGAGUCUGCGCCGGGCCAGUGUUUCCCCGACUGGCAGACCUGGGUCGCGUACGAAGAAGAGCGCCGAAGCAACGCGGCGCAGGGCCUCCCGACCCCGCCCGGCGUCGACGCCGUCUUUGUGUGCGUGCUCGACGAGCAGCACGAGGCUGUCGUGUGCGGCAUUGCGCACCUCGGGCUGCACGUGUGCUGCGAAAAGCCGCUCAGCACGCGGCUGGAGAGCUGUGUGCGUAUGUAUCGCGCGCUGCGGGACGCGGGGGAGAGGAUCAGGGGGGAGGGCGGGACGGAGCCGGUGUUUGGGAUUUGCCAUGUGCUGCGGUACUCGCCGCAUAACAUGCUCCUCAGGCAUUUGGUCAGGGAGAAGGGGGUUGUGGGCGAGGUGUUGAGUGUGGAGCAUACCGAGCCGGUGGGGCACUGGCAUUUCAGCCAUAGCUAUGUCCGCGGCAACUGGCGCAAAACCUCCACCUCCGCGCCCUCGCUCCUCACCAAAUCCUGCCACGACAUCGACUUCCUCCUGUGGCUCCUCUGCACACCCCUCUCGCCCACCGCGCCCCCCCACCUCCCCUCCACCAUCUCCUCCACCGGCUCGCUAAAACACUUCCGCCGCGCGCGCAAACCGCGCGCCGCGGGAACCGCCACGAAUUGCUUGAGCUGCGCCCACGAGCCCGACUGCGCAUACAGCGCGAAGCGCAUCUACGUCGCCCGGCACCUGGCGCAAGGCGUCACCGACUGGCCCGUCAACGUCGUGGUGCCGGACAUCGAGGACGUGUAUGCGGCGCAGGGCCCCGCGGCCGCAGAGAAGAAGCUGCUGGGUGCGCUGGCAGAGGACUGGGAUGCAGCGACGCCUGUGGGCGUGCGGGAGGGGCGGAAUUGGUUUGGGCGGUGUGUGUGGGAGGCGGACAACGACGUGGUGGACGACCAGUUUGUGACGCUGAGCUGGGACGAGGAUACGCUUGCUGCGCCCUCUUCGGCAGAAACCACCACAGCGACGGCCUCCGCCGCGCCCGAAGACCGCGGCCCCAAAACCGCACUCCUCCACAUGAUCGCCCACACCCACGCCCAAUGCGUCCGCCGCGGCCGCAUCUACGGCACCGCCGCCGAACUCUCCUACGACUCCACAACCAUCACCAUCCACGACUUCGCCUCCGGCACCACCACCACGCACACACCUUACACGACCCCCGGCGGCCACGGCGCGCGCGGCGGCCACGGCGGCGGGGACGCCGGGCUGGUAGUGCAGUUUCUGGGCGCCGUGGACGCGGUGCGAGGGGGUAUGGGGGCAAGGCGCGCGGAGAGGGAGUGGUUGGGGUGUGAUGCGUUGGAGGUGUUGAGGAGUCAUGCGGUGGUGUUUGCGGCGGAGGAGGCGAGGGCGGGGGGGAGGGUUGUGGAGUGGGGGCCGUGGUGGGCGGAGAAGGUGGGGGAUUUGUAG
Molecule: messenger RNA, 1659 nt
Organism: Boeremia exigua
Lineage: Eukaryota; Fungi; Ascomycota; Dothideomycetes; Pleosporales; Didymellaceae
Product: streptomycin biosynthesis protein StrI
Exons: 2
Coding region: 1-1659 (552 amino acids)
Molecular function (GO): nucleotide binding
Source: RefSeq, a predicted model, not a curated record